Messenger RNA from Laccaria bicolor S238N-H82, 942 nucleotides. RefSeq lists its product as uncharacterized. Gene Ontology annotation, cellular component: cytoplasm. The record is from RefSeq and is a predicted model, not a curated record. The transcript has 6 exons. NCBI's taxonomy places the organism in Eukaryota, Fungi, Basidiomycota, Agaricomycetes, Agaricales, Hydnangiaceae. Bases 1 to 942 code for a protein of 313 amino acids.
AUGGCCAUCCCCAUUACCGUCUUUACUGGCUUUCUCGGCGCAGGAAAGACGUCGGUCAUUCUUUCGCUACUACCCAAACUACCCAAGGACUAUAAGGUGGUACUGCUGAAGAAUGAAUUUGGGGAUGUGGAAGUUGACAGUAAACUCGCACAAGAGUCCAGUCUCACGGCGGUUAGUGAGAUCCUCAAUGGUUGCAUGUGUUGUGUUCUUGUUGGACAAAUGCAGAAUGCGUUAAUUGAGAUACGGGAUAAAUUCCAUCCAGAUCGCAUCAUCAUUGAAUGCUCAGGUUCUGCGUUUCCAGCUACGCUUGCGUUUCAAAUACGUCAGUUAGAGCGCGACACGGAUGGGGAUUUCAAGCUCGACGCGAUCGUGACUGUUGUAGAUGCAGAGAACUUUUCGGGUUAUGAAGAUACAUCUCCGACCGCCAGGAUGCAGGCCAGUUACUCUGAUAUCAUUUUGAUUAACAAAUGGGAAAAUGUUUCCGAACGGGAGUUAGAUGUGGUCAUGGAUCAUUUAUAUACCCUGAACGACGCAACACCAAAGAUUCGGUGUCAAGGACGGAAUGGAGUGGAUCCCAAACUGCUAUUUGGAUUGGAAACAAAGCUAUUCACGAGUAUAGAGUCGUGUGACAUGGAAGACCAUCAUGAAGAGGUGGAGACGGUGAAUGUGGUCAGAGGGGAUGAAGACGGGGUAGAAGAGGAAGUGUUGGCAAAUGGACUGUCGAAAGUGUCGAAGGAGGUAGUGUGGCGGGUCAAGGGAUUUGUGCGACGAGUUGAUGGGUGGGUGAUUGUAAACUGGGCAUUUGGGCGAUGUGAGUUGAGAGGGUACGGUGGUCAGGAUUUGAGUGGCAGUGUGCGCUUGACUGUAAUGGGGGAGCGGGGAGAGGUGGCAAGGGCGGCCCGGAUAUUGGCAGGGGAACUUGGAGGUAGUGUCAUCACAUGA